AUGGUGAAAAUGUUGUGCAGUGGCUAUAAGGUUAGAAGGAAUGCAAAUGUGAACGCUAGAAACAACAGUGGUUUGACCGCCUUAGAUUUGGAUGAGUCACUGAGACACCCAGAUGAACCACUCGAUGUUCAGAAUAUAUCAAAGAUCCUCCACAAAGCCGGAUCUAUGCGUGCUUGUGAUGCUAACAUCAACAAUCUUAUUCCAUCCCAGCCAACCAAACAACCACAACUAGCCAUUCACCAUCGUCAAAGGAUCUUACACUACAUCAAUUUCAGGGUCCGUGAAGAUACCUCACUCGACGUUCGUAACACACUAAUGGUGAUUCUUGUUCUCAUCGCCACUGUCACUUUCGACGUCGGAAUCAACCCACCGGGUGGUAAUUGGCAGGAUGAUCUCCCUGGUAAGCACAUAGCCGGAAAAUCAAUUUGGUUGAGUAAUGAUAAAAUUGGUUUCUUCAUCUUCACGGCAGUCAACUUUGUAGGAUUUGUUAUGUCUUCGGUGAUGAUCUUUAGAUUGGUGGAAGGAUACCCUUAUAGUGGGCCAGUCCAAGUGGCCCAGUCGUUUUUGGUUUUUACUUAUGUUUGGUCAACUCCUCUGUUUCCAAAUACCAAUACUGUUAACUAUAUACUCCUCAUAGUGGUGAUUCCCGUAGGGACAGUGUCACUCCUUUGGUUUCAUAGGAAGCCAAGUAAGUAUUCCUAG
Molecule: messenger RNA, 702 nt
Organism: Macadamia integrifolia
Lineage: Eukaryota; Viridiplantae; Streptophyta; Magnoliopsida; Proteales; Proteaceae
Exons: 1
Coding region: 1-702 (233 amino acids)
Source: RefSeq, a predicted model, not a curated record